GAUUAAAAGGACUCAGAUUAAGAAAUGUUUUGGUUAUAAAGAGGAAACUUUUCUGCUCUGAGCAGUGGUGUCCUUUCACCUCCAGCUUCACCAUACACCACCUUUAGGACAUGAGUUCCCCACAAACUUCCUGUGAUGUUUUCCAUGUGCAUCUCCCUUCUGUGCUUGAGAGAGAGGGAGCAGCUGCUGCUUGUCUGCAUGGCCAUACCAGGAGCCUUUUGCUGUGUGCACAAGGCAUCAGUUUCUGUUGGGAAGUCAUCCUUGCUGUUGGCAGUGGGAGGGCAGGCUUCUCCAGCAGCUGCCUUAACUAAAAGCAAAGCAGGGGGAAGACUUCCUGCCAUCCUGCAGGACAUGCAGGUUAUGGUGCUUUGAAACCCCAGGCUUGGGUUUUAAGGCUGGGAAAUAUGUGGUUAAGAUACAACAGUAGCCACGUGGGAUGGAGCCAGGGUAGUUCAACAUCUCCUAACCUGGUUUCUCUGCACCCCCUGCAGCAUCCAGCAUGGGACAUCCCACAGCUGCCAUUAGAGAGCUUUUCUCCCCCUUCUGCCAGCAAGGUGUGAGCAAGACACUUCCGUUAUCCUGGGUUCAAGGUCUGAGAAGGAUUUCUGGACUUGGCUUUGCAUGGGUUGGCUUGCAGGCCUCCCUGGGGCUGUUGGCUGCAGGGCAGGGACUGUGUAGUGCUGGUUGGUGUGGGGGCUUCCUCACCACUGCUUCUUGGCCAGACUCUUAUUUCCUACCUUUGAUUUUUUUCCUCUGUCUCCAAAGAGGGUUAUGGAUGAGCAUUUCUCCAAAGCAUCACCUCGCCCAGUGGUACCCAGUGCACUCCAUGCAGGCAAAAGCAGGAAUGAGUGGUCCCCUGAGGUCCCUCCUGCCCAAUGAUAUUCCUUUCCUCCUGAAACACCUUUGGUUUGGCCUGAUGCCUCCUGAGGGUGUUCCUGGGAUGUGGAUUCAGCACCUUGGUCCUCCUAAGCCUUUGCUUGGGACAGAACAGAUUUCUUCAGAUGUUUCCCUAUAAUUUGUCUGCCUUUGAGUGUCCAGAACCAGUCCCAAUACCCAGCCAAGCAGCUACUGAUCUUACAGACCUGCACUUACAACUUGCCAGUUGAGCUCUAUCUCUACUCUCUUCUCCAUUAAUUGAGCCCUGGCUGGGCAGAAAGUCAUUGAUUUUCUUACAUGUUGGUGUACAACUGCCUUCCUUCCAACCCUGUGUAAUUGUCCCUGUGCUCAGAGCUGUGACGUGUUGGACCUUGUGGGUCCCUUCCAGCUCAGGACAUUCUGUGAUUCAGGGCAAUGCAGGGUUCAGUCACUGUUUGCACAUUGGUGUGCCUGUUUUAUCUGGGACUUUUGAUAAGUGCUUUCAAAACAAUGAAAGCAUUGGUUUGUUCCUUUCUAUCCAAUGGAAAUUUUGCUGGAUGUGUCUGGCGUGGGGAAGAGAGAAAGGUUUCACCUGCUCUCAAUACAGAGAUAUUGGCAGAGCUUGCCCCCUGUACAAGACCAAAACUUGUUGAAACUUCUGCAUCACUGAUAAUCUCACCCUAUCGGGGAACUGGGCAGUUUCAUGUGUGUAUCUCCCUCCCUGCACCUGUAUCUCUGAUUCCUGACUUUCACCACCUGUGCCCUGUCUGUUCUGCUGUGCCCUUUGCUUCCCUGAUACAUACUAAUCGCCAUGGCUUGCUUGAAAGAGAAGAAACUCGUGUGGGGGUAGCAUUAGCCCAGAGCAGGAGCGGCUGGUGCGUCCCUGCCCGUGGGCAGUCCUGGCAGGCAGCGUGGCCAGGCUGGUGGCAGCCUCUGCAGCUGCCCUUUGUCCCCAGCACCACUCGGCAAAGGCAGGAUCCUGCUUUCCAGCACCACAGGCAGCGCGCUCCCGGGACAGACAUGAUGCUGCCAGAGGUUUCCAUAUGGAUUUCAGUGGGCUCACAGCUUGCAGCAGAGAAACACCUGGCCCCACUGGUGGUGGUGCAGCUCACCGAUGACCUGCUGUCCCAAGCAGUGAUGAUGGUGGAGGACAGCCGGCCCACGCUGGCCAUCAACCUGGCCGGAGCCCGGCAGCACUGGCUGGAGGGGAUGCUGCGCCACGAGAUAGGCACCCACUACAUCCGGGGGGUCAACAACACCCGCCAGCCCUGGCACAGCUCCGAGGGCCGCAAGCAGUACAGCCUGAAGCCCGCCAACCCCACGGAGGAAGGCUUGGCCAGCCUGCACAGCGUCCUGUUCCGCAAGCAGCCCUUCCUGUGGCGGGCAGCCCUGCUCUACUACACCAUCGAGCGGGCCAGCCGCCUCUCCUUCUCUGCCCUCUUCCAGGACCUGGAGCAGUAUGUGCAGGAUGCCAGUGUCCGGUGGGAGUACUGUGUGCGGGCAAAGAGGGGCCAGACGGACACCUCACAGCCAGGCUGUUUCAGUAAGGACCAGGUGUACCUGGAUGGGAUUCUCCGCAUCCUGCGCCAUCGGCAGACCAUCGACUUCCCACUGCUGGCUGCACUUGGAAAGGUCUCCUAUGAAGAUGUGAAUCGGCUGAAGAAGUUUGGGGUCCUGGAGAAGGCCCGCAUUCCCCAUUUCAUGCAGGAUCUGGAGCGGUACAUGAAGCAGCUGGAUCACAUUGUCACCACCAAUGGCCUGAACGAGGAGGAGCUGGAGCAACUGCUGCCCGACUGAGGGGCACCCCCUGAACCAGCACCCCAAGGGUGUAACUGGUGCUGUUUAUUGGGUAUUCAUUGGGGCUGGAGCAGAGGGCAGAGCCCGAGGCGGGCGCUGUGCAUGUACUGCUGUGUAGGGUAGCGCGGCCAAGGGCCCGUGUGGUUGUGUUGAUGUGUCCCCUGCAUCGUCCCUGUGUAUUUUGGGGAUGGCUGUGCCACUCCACGUGGCUUUGGGGAGCCAGAGGGUUCAGGGGGAGCGAGGGCAGAGUUGGGGCGAUGUGCUGGUCCCUGAGUGCAGAAGGCUGUGCUGGGGGAGUUGCAAUGGGGGGAUUUCUGUAGGGUACCAGGAGUGCUCCCAGCACUGUGGGAGCACUUACUUGAGGCCAGCAGACAGGGCUGGGUGCUCUGGGCUGUGCCUGGCAGGGAAUAAGGGCUGGAGUAUACCCACAGAUUGCCCCAUGGAUGCCUUUUCCACUCCCUACCCCUCCCCUCAUGUCCCCCACCAGCAGCAGGAAGGACUUUAAUCCCCCAUUACCAAUCUCUGCCCAGCUCUGCACCCCAACUACAGCCACCCUGCCUGGCUUUGAGGACUCAGGCUGGGGAUUGGGCUUGAUGUUAGGAAAAAGCGUGUAAUAAAGGUGAUGUAAUGGAAAA
Poecile atricapillus (Black-capped chickadee) is the source of this 3287-nucleotide messenger RNA. RefSeq names its product microtubule associated tyrosine carboxypeptidase 1 (gene MATCAP1). The record is from RefSeq and is a predicted model, not a curated record. Lineage: Eukaryota; Metazoa; Chordata; Aves; Passeriformes; Paridae. Bases 1291 to 2652 code for a protein of 453 amino acids. The transcript is spliced from 6 exons.